ACAGUGUUUUUUUGGAGAUAAUACUACUGUUAUUUUUUUUUAAGAAUACCAUUUCUUUUAGGGUACUCUUUUUUCCACAUUUAGCUAAGCAUUUCACAUUUGAGUCUCGGAUUCUCUUUCUUCACUCUCUGCUAUUUUGUCAGUUUUCGGGUUCAGUGUAUCACUGGCUUAGUUUAGUCUGGCAUUGCUUUGAGGUUGUUCUUCUGGGUAUUUUUUAUUUCGUCGGUUUAUGGAUGUGAGAAUCUGAACUCACGGCGGUUCUCCUUGGGACUUUUGGAUCCGAGGGAUUUUUUUUCUUUUUGUUGCAAAUGGGUAUCUGAACUUGUCCCUGGUUUUGGAUUUUACGGAUUCUAAACCUUCUUUUAAGGAACAAGAUUAAAUGGAGCAGGGUAUGGAAAUGGGACAUUGAUCAAUCACUGGAUAAAUUAAACAGCAAUGUCAAGGGUCACUAGAUGGAAGCUUGAGAAAACAAAAGUGAAAGUUGUUUUCAGGCUACAAUUCCAUGCCACACAUAUCCCACAAACUGGAUGGGAUAAGUUGUUUAUUUCAUUCAUUCCCGCCGAUUCUGCGAAGGCAACAGCCAAGACAACAAAAGCAAAUGUGAGGAGUGGCACCUGUAAAUGGGGAGACCCAAUCUAUGAAACCACAAGACUUCUCCAUGAUAUUAAGACAAAGCAAUAUGAUGAUAAGUUUUAUAAACUUUUGGUGGCAAUGGGUUCAUCACGGUCUAGUGUCCUUGGUGAGGCUAACAUCAACCUUGCUCAUUAUGCUGAUGCAUCAAAGCCCUCCUCUGUUGCACUGCCUCUUCAGGGAUGCGACUCUGGAACUAUUCUACAUGUCACUGUACAGCUGUUAACUUCUAAAACGGGUUUCAGAGAGUUUGAGCUUCAGAGGGAGCUUCGAGAAAGGGGUCUCCCUGAUGAAUCUGUGGCUAGAAAAAUAUCAUCUGUUGAAGAUACAAUCAAUGAUCAGACGGACAAGGUCAAUUCAAAAGCUCGAUUUAAAGAAGAAUUGCCUCCCCUUGAAGAAGAGGUGGGCCUCAGUGAAGAGUAUGCUGACUCAGCUGUUGGCUUUGAUGGUUCUUCGAGUACUUCAGAAAGUUUAUAUGCUGAUAAACAUGAUACAUCCAGCACACAUGAAGUUGACAGCCUUAAAAGUACAAUCCCUGGUGACAUAGUUGGGCCAAGUCAAAGUCUACAGCCAGAAAAAGGAGAUCCCUCUAACGUUCAGUUUCUGCCUCCUGGAAGUAAUGAUUGGGCUCAUGGCUGGGGUGCUGACUAUUCUGCUGAUAAUGACUUGGCAAAUGCAUACGAGGAGAAUAGUAGACUUCGAAGAAGCUUGGAAAUAGCUGAGUCGUCUAUUCUUGAGCUUAAGCUGGAGGUGAGUUCCUUACAAAGUCAUGCUGAUGAAAUAGGCAUUGAAGCCCAAAAAUUUUCUCAGCUACUUGCUACUGAAAUGGCCUCAGGAGAACAAUUAGCAAAAGAAAUUUAUGUACUGAGAUCAGAGUGUUCAAGUUUCAAGGCUGAUCUUGGACAGUUAAAAAAUUCCAAACUAUACACUCCAUUUACCGUAAGAGAAACUAAAAAGACAGACCAGGAUGCCUCCUUCCAAGAGUUGCCACUCAGGUGGGUCAAGGGGCUUCUGGAACUGGAGGAUAAGUUAAAAGACGUUCGAAGCAAGGCAUGUUUUGGAUUCCAAGAAAGGGAAGUUGGGUCCUUCAGUGCAGAUAUAGAAGCAUUGCUGGGUGUUGUGGAGGGUCUUAAACAAGGAACUAGACAGACAAUUUCAACGCUGAACUUGGCGAAUGUAAAGGAUAUCAGAGAAAUGAAUUUACACAAGGGUCAGCAACAAUUACCAGGAAGCAGGUUUAGUGCUGAGUUUUACCAGCCAGAAGGUCUGCUUCAUUGUGUGGACGUACCUGCCCUGGUAUCUCAAGAAGCUGAUUCUGCAGAUGCUAACAGUGCAAUUAAGGGGAAAAUGUUUGAACUUAUCAAGGAGUUGGGUGAAUCGAAAGCUGAACGUGAAGGCCUUGCAAGAAAAAUGGAUCAGAUGGAGUGCUACUAUGAAGCUCUUGUUCAGGAACUUGAGGAAACUCAGAGGCAGAUGAUGGGUGAGUUGCAGAAUAUCAGAAAUGAGCAUACAACUUGCCUCUACACACUUUCAGCUACAAAAGCUGAGAUGGAAAACAUACAGCAAGACAUGGAUAAGAAAAUAACAAGAUUUACUGAAGAGAAGUGUGACUUGGAGACUCUCAACAAAGAUCUUGAAAGAAGGGCUGUUACUGCAGAAGCAUCACUGAAGAGGGCUCGCUUGAAUUACUCUAUUGCAGUAAACCAGUUACAGAAGGAUCUUGAAUUGCUCUCUUUCCAGGUUCUCUCCAUGUAUGAAACAAAUGAUAAUCUCAUUAAGCAAGCGUUUUCAGAUUCUUCAACACCAAGCGUUCUGGAACCCAAAUCAAUAGAGAAUAAAAAGUUGGACUCAAAGGAACUUCAAUCCACGAAACUCUCUCAGUCCCUGCAUCAAUUUGAUGCGGUGAAGAAACAAGAUUUAGAUGGAGACAUUAUAUCGGACUUGAGAAGAUCUCUUCUCUUGCAGAAGGACCUUUAUCGAAAAGUUGAAGAAGAAGUUGGUGAGGCUCAUUUGGUGAAUGCAUACUUGGACAUUUUCUCAAAGACUCUACAAGAAACUUUACUUGAGGCAAGUGCUGAUUACAGAUUGCUCAAAAAGAAAGCUGACAAACUUACACAGCAGCUGGAGGUUUCAACUGAAUCUAAGGGGAUGCUGAGGCAGAGGCUUCAAAGUGUUAUGGAUGAGGUUCAACAUUUGAAUGAAUACAAGAAUACAUGUGAUGCAAAAUGCAAUGACAUGGCUCUGCAGAACCAAAUUUUAGAAACCAAUUUUCAAAAGGUCACUGAAGAAAAUGUUUUUCUUUCCCAAAAGAUUAUUGAAUGUGAGAGACUGCUAAAAGAUUUGGAAAGUUAUGAGAACAAAUUCCAAGCAUGCUCUAUAGAAAAAUUAGAGUUGGAAAAUUUGUUGAAAAUGGAAGGGCUUGAAAAUGAAAAUCUUAAAAACAAAAUUUUUUCUUUGCAAGACGAGUUGAAAGCUGUGAAGACAGAACUCGAUGAGCUAGCUUCUGCAAAGGUUGGUGAAGAAAACUCUCUUCUUUCUGAAAAGAUUGCUGAAUGUGAAACACUGACGAAAGAUUUGGAAAGUUGCAAGAGAAAUUUCCAAGCAUCCUCCAUUGAAAAGUUAGAGUUGGAAGAGUUGUUGAAAAAGAAAGUGCUAGAGAAUGGAGAUCUUACCGGUGAAAUUUCCUCUCUGCAGGAAGAGAUGAAAGCUGUCAGAACUGAACUUGAUAAGCUUGCUUCAGCAUCCUCCCUCGAAAAGUUAGAGUUGGAAAAUUUGUUGAAAAAGGAAGUGCUAGAGAAUGAAAAUCUUAGAGAUGAAGUUUCCUCUUUGCAGGGAGAGAUGAAAGCUGUCAGAACUGAACUUGAUAAGCUAGCUUCAGCAAAGAUCGGUGAAGAGAAUUUUCUUCUUUCUGAAAAGAUUGCCGAAUGUGAAACACUGACGAAAGAUUUGGGAAGUUGCGAGAGCAAAUUCCAAGCUUGUUCCUUUAAAAAGUUAGAGUUAGAAAAUUUGUUGGAAAAGGAAGCGUUAGAAAAUGCAAAUUUACAACAUAAAAUUUCCUCUAUGCAGGAUGAGGUGAAAACUGUCACAACUGAUUUUGAAGAGCUAUCCUUUGCAAAGGAGGAUUUGCAGAGUACUGUAAACUUUCUUCAUGAUAAGCUGCGGAAUCUGCUGGCAUUUUAUGAUGAAAAGUAUAAUGGCUUGAACGUUUUCAGUGAAUGUGUUUGUCAGGGAUUAGAGCCCAAAGAUUUGAAAGGUACUGUGAUGAGAUUAGAAGAGCUACAGCACAUUGCCUGCAAGAAGAUUUUCCUGCUGAUUGAAGAGAAGCAAGAUCUAGUACGUGAGAGAGAUGUGGCUCAAAUGUCCUUAAAUGCAGCAAAGUCAGACAUUAUUGUAAUGAAACGAAAAUUCGAAGAUGAUGCACAGAAUGUAAUGGGAAAACUGGAGGUGUCUAGUAUCAUGAUGUGUAAGCUUCAGUCUGAAGUUGAGGCUAUUGCUAACAGAUUGAAGCUUAGCUCUGAAGCUGAAGAAAAUUACGAACAGCAUCACAGAGAACUUCUGUCUGCAUUUGAUGAUUUGGAAGCUGAGCUGCAGCAUCUGACUUCUAAAAACAAAGAUCUUGCUCAAGAAAUAAUGGCUUUGCAGAGUGUAAGUGAAGAGCUCGGAAGGUAUAAACAGGAAAUAGCAGCUGUAUCAGAGGAAAGAAAAGUUCAGUUGGUGACCUUAAAGGAUAAGAAUGAAGAAUCUGCGAAGCUAGAACUUGAGCUUAAUAAUAUGAGAUCAAAUUUGCAAUCACUCCAUGAUGAGUUGCAUGCUGAAAGAAGCAUUAGAAGUAAGUUCGAUAGCAGAGUAACUGAUCUUACUUCUCAAUUGAAUGAAAAAGACCAAGAGCUGCUGACUUUUGAUCAACAGAAGGCUGAGUUGGUUCACCUGAAACAAUCUGUGAAAGAUUUAGAACUAGAGAAGGCAAGUAUCUUUCGUACUUUGUCGGAUUCUAAACAAAGUCUAAAAGCAGCUGGUGAACACUUUUCUAAUAUAUCUUGUUUGGAAGCACAAUUUUCUGAAAUGCACGAGUUAUCAAUAGCAACAGAUGUGAGACUUACUUUCACAAAAUCUCAAUACGAGUCCUGCUUUGAGGAGCUUCAGAAUAAGUAUGUUAGUGUAGAGAGUAUGCUUAAUCAUUGUCUUUCUACUAAGGCUCAUUACAUUGAGGAGAACACUAAAUUAAUGACAAGUCUUGAGUCCCUUAGGUCUGAGUUGGAUGCUUCCACUGCUCAAAAUAGAAUGCUUCUUGAUACAAAUAGCAACAUAAGAAUUGAAUUUGAUGAACUCAAGAAAAGAGCUGAAGAUGCAGAGGAUGAUUCAAGAAAGCAUGCUCUUGAAAUUGAAAGGCUGGGGGGUAUGUUGGUGAAAUCUGAUGAAGAGAUUGAUGACCUGAUAUUCAUCAAGGAAGAACUAGAAGUCAAACUUUUGGUCCUCAAAUUGAAAUUGGACGAACAACAACCUCAGAUGGCCUUGGUGGAGGAGUAUAAGCAUGAACUGAGAAUACUGCAAAAUAAGUACAAUGAGAUUAGCCAAAAGCUCUCUGAACAGGUUUUGAAGACUGAAGAGUUUAAGAAUUUGUCAGUCCAUUUGAAGGAGCUUAAAGACAAGGCUGAUGCAGAGUGUCUUCAGGCUCGUGAAAAAAGAGAACCAGAAGGACCACCACUUGCUGUGCAAGAGUCCUUGAGGAUUGCAUUUAUCAAAGAACAGUAUGAAACCAAGCUGCAAGAAAUGAAACAGCAACUUUCAAUCUCCAAAAAGCAUAGCGAAGAAAUGCUGUGGAAAUUACAAGAUGCAAUCAAUGAUGUUGAAGAUCGGAAGAAAUCUGAAGCUUCUCAUUUAAAAAGAAAUGAAGAGCUUGGAAUGAGAAUCUUGGAAUUGGAGACCGAUUUGCAUUCUGCCCUUUCUGAAAAGCGUGAAAUAAUGAGGGCAUAUGAUUUAACAAAGGCUGAAAAAGAAUGCUCCCUGAUAAGCCUUGAAUGCUGCAAGGAAGAAAAAAAAGAGCUUGAGGCCACAUUGCGUAAAUGCAGUGAAGAAAAAUCUAAGAUUUCUGUGGAGCUCACCUCAAUGAAAGAAUUUCUUCAGAGCUCUGCAUUCCAAGUGAAUAAUCAGAGUAGAGACAGUGAGGGAUUACGCAAAGCAGAUUGUGUGUCUGAUGAACUAGUCAACGUAAUACUUCCUGAGAAAAUUCCAGUUUCCAGCAGUUCAACUGAAUCAUUAGCUAAUAUUUCAGACCAAAAUAUUUCAAAUGAUUGUCAAGAAGUUGGGCCUGCUUUUUUCACUCCCACCAUUGAUGAAGAUGAUCAUUCGAAGGCAGUCAUCAAUCUGCAAAAAAAGCAGGAUGCUCUUACAUCUCGGUCUGUAGGUCAAGAGGAUGUGCUACAAAAAGACACAGAGCAUUUAGCUGUUAUGAAUGACCAUUUCAAAACCCAAAGUUUAAAAUCUAGCAUGGAACAUUUAAACAAGGAGUUGGAAAAGAUGAAACGUGAAAAUUUGCUUUUGUCCCAAGAUGAUGAUCAAUUUGAUCCAAAUUCUACUGGUUUACAAAGAGAGCUGAUGCAAUUACAAAAGGUAAAUGAAGAACUGGGAACCAAAUUUCCUUUGUUUAAUGAAUUUUCUUGCAAUGGCAAUGCAUUGGAGAGGGUACUGGCUUUGGAAAUUGAGCUCGCAGAGUCCUUGCAAGCAAAGAAGUCACGUGUUCAAUUUCAGAGUUCCUUCUUGAAACAGCAUGGCGAUGAGGAAGCAGUAUUUAAAAGCUUUAGGGACAUCAAUGAGCUGAUUAAAGACAUGUUGGAAAUCAAGCGAAGAUAUGUGACAGUGGAGACCGAAUUAAAGGACAUGCAUGACCGAUACUCUCAACUCAGUCUUCAAUUCGCAGAGGUCGAAGGAGAGAGACAGAAGCUCAUGAUGACUCUCAAGAAUGUCCGGGCAUCCAAGAAAGUACCGUAUUUAAAUCGCUCCUCGACAGCCCCUCUUGGAGGUCCAUUCACAUAGCAACUGUAACAGUUGCUGAAGUUUUCCUCAUUUGCGGAGUAUCCAGAAUAGCCCUUUACUGGGCUGAGAAGAUUUAGUACUUCAACAGUGCUUUGCUGCAUUAUGUAAUUAUGUAGAUCGGCAGUGAAUGUUCAUGGGCAGCUAAAGGUAGUGGGAGGGUCAACUUUUGAAAUGAAAAAAGCUGAGGAGCGGUUUAUGUGUAAAUAAAAAACAUCAGUUGGUUCAUGUCACUGCUUUAUAGGACCAUAAGUACAAGUCCAUAAAAUGUGCAACUCUAAUUUUCUCCUCUCCUUUAUGGGAAGAAGGCUUGGAUUUCUGGUCAUCUUGGUGGUGUAAUUCCUUCUACUGUAUAGAUACCAUUUUUCUCAAUAGACAUUAGUAAUUCUAUUUAAAUAUCUUCAAGAAGGAUGGAAACGUUUCUCCAAUUUUCCUCUCCACAUUUUAUUGCUCUGCAUUUUGUUCAUUUAUUUCUUCUUUUUUUUUUCUUUUGUGAAGAAUAUGAUGUGAUUGAAGAACUUUCUGCUGCUCAUUCUCUGAGGAGAAAAUGAUAUGGUGAUUGUGAUUCUAUGUCUUAUUGAAUUUGUAGAAAUGGCUAAAUUUUGAAUAAAAACUUCCUAUGCUUGUAAUUUGCCUA
Messenger RNA from Humulus lupulus (European hop), 7297 nucleotides. RefSeq names its product COP1-interactive protein 1. Bases 436 to 6663 code for a protein of 2075 amino acids. Lineage: Eukaryota; Viridiplantae; Streptophyta; Magnoliopsida; Rosales; Cannabaceae. The record is from RefSeq and is a predicted model, not a curated record. The transcript has 11 exons.